This is a messenger RNA of Silurus meridionalis, 6988 nucleotides long. It is a transcript of the gene arfgef3, whose product is annotated as ARFGEF family member 3. The record is from RefSeq and is a predicted model, not a curated record. Gene Ontology annotation, molecular function: guanyl-nucleotide exchange factor activity. Lineage: Eukaryota; Metazoa; Chordata; Actinopteri; Siluriformes; Siluridae. Gene Ontology annotation, biological process: regulation of ARF protein signal transduction.
UUUGUGAACACUGGGUCUGAGCUUUAAAUCCCUGGAGCGCAUUAGGAGGAGGAGGAGGAGGAGGAAGCAGCAGCCGCCGCACCUCCGACCAGCGCACAGCUCAUUAUUUAUAUUAUUUAUUAUUUAUUAUUAAUAUUUACUGAAUUCUGUAUUCACAAAAACUCGACUGGAACAGAAUAACGCGCACAUUUCUCCUGUAAAUCGAGCCCCAAACAGCGGUCUCGUUCCGGGGUUAGUGGACUCCCUGCUCGGGCUAAGCGUGAAUCAUCUUUAGCCUAGCUUCACGGUUAGACCCGGGGAUGGCUGGAGGCCUGAGAACCGGCCUGAAUUCAGAGCUUUUCUCUUCAGACAGCCGUCAUUAGGGUUUUAGGAUGGAGGAGAUUCUCCGAAAGCUUCAAAAAGACGCCUCCGGGAGCAGAUACAGAGGUGUUCGUGAUGGCUGCAUCGCUGCGUGUGAAACCCUGGAGGCUCAAAAUGGAUCUGUUAAGACGUCAGCUUCUAAGGUCAGGGAGAGAUGCCUCUUCCCUCUUAAGCUUGCACUCGAGUCUAAAAGCCCGAAGCUGGCCCAGACAGCGCUGCUGGGAAUGCAGAAGAUCCUGUGUGAGGAUCGCUUUGUCGCUGUGGAACCUGAAGCACCAGAGAAGAAGCUGUUAUAUCAGAUGCUGGAUGCCCUCAGCGUGACCCCCAUGCUACAUGAAGAUCUACAAGUGGAAGUCAUGAAGGUUUUGCUCUGUAUCACGUACUCCUCCAGCUUCGAGUUCAGCAGCAGUAACAUCUUGAGGAUUGCAGAGGUGUGUAUCCAAACCUACAUAUCGAGUUGCCAUCAGCGCAGCAUCAACACUGCAGUACGGGCCACGCUCAGUCAGAUCCUGGGAGACCUUACUCUUCAACUUCAUCACAGACAUGACAGCUCGGUGGCAGAUGAACGUGAGCGUACGGUUCCUACAAGCAAACGCAAAGAUUUUUCUCCCACCACAGCGGCGCUGUAUGAGGACGUGGUGACCGUCCUCACGGUAUUCUGUGAAAAACUGGAGUCUGUUUCGAGUGAGAACCAGCUGUUGCAGUUGCUGUAUCUAGAGUGCAUUUUAGCCAUGCUCACUAGCUGCCCUCCCACAAUGCACCUGAACCGCAACUUCACAGAUCUCGUCUGGAAGCAGCUGUGCCCAGUUCUGGUGGUGAUCACGGGCAACCCUGUGAACGACAAAUCCAUCACCUCUGCUCAUGGAGCUCCAUCCCAAGAGUUGGAUGCUGCACUGGGGUCAGGAGUUAGCGAUCAAGGCCGGGGUUCUGGCUGUUCCUCUUGUGCUCCUGCCAUGAUCGGACCCGUAAUCCGCACCAUCUGCUACAUCGCAGCUGAGCUUGUGCGGCUAGUGAGCUGUGUAGAAUCCAUGAAGCCUGUGCUGCAGUCUCUGUACCACCGCAUUCUGCUUUACCCGCCUCCACAGCACAGACUGGAGGCUAUUAAGAUCAUGAAGGAGAUCCUCGGAAGCCCGCAGCGCUUGUUUGAUCUGGCUGGCCCAUGUGUGAUCGAGCCUGAGACCAGGAAGAGAUCCUUCUCGAAGAGGAAAUCACAUCUUGACCUGCUUAAGCUGGUGAUGGACGGCAUGACGGAAGCCUGUGUGAAAGGUGGCAUUGAGGCGUGCUAUUCUUCUGUUUCCUGUGCUUGCAAUUUAUUGGCUUCCUUGGACGAGCUCAGGCAGGGGCGUGGCCUGCACCCGGAUCAGGUACAACUUUUGUUGCGUCGAUUGGACGACUUGAAAGAAGGUGCAGAGUUAUCGAGGGAAUCGGUGGAGCUCAACGAGGCUGAUUUCCGAUGGCAACGGCACAUUCUGUCCUCCGAAAAUGGCGCCUGGGAGACCGGCGUUGUUAAACGCAGCCCAGAUAUCAGCAUCAGUGUCACCGCCGACACUGGUCAGGUGACGCUGGAGGGACAUUUGGCGCGGACCACCCCGGGGGAGUGCGGAGACAACACGCGAUUGCCUUCACCCUCCUCUUGCGGCGGUGCUGCAGGGGAAAGCGGCGCCCCUCCAGAUGUAGUUCAGCGCAGCCAUGCCCUGGCCUACCCAGACCUCACCAACUUCCUGUCAGUGGAGACCCGCAUGGUCUCACACGGCUCACGCUACAGCGAGAGCAAUUUCAGCAUGGACGAGCAAGAGCUCUCGCGCACCGAAUUCGACUCGUGCGAUCAGUUCUCCACAGCUGCCGAGAAGGACUCGGGACGCUCUGAUGUUUCGGACGUUGGUUCUGACAAUGGCUCGUUGGCAGACGAUGAACAGACGCUGCGCCAUGUUUCUGCUCAAUGUUCACUGCGCACUGCUGCACUUUCUCUCAAGUUGCUGAAGAACCAGGAAGCGGACCAGCAGAGUGCCCGGCUCUUUGUUCAGUCUCUGGUAGCAUUGCUGCCACACCUUCUAUCCCAGCACAGCUCUACUGAUGUGGACGUGGUCCUACAAAACUUUUCUUCAACCUUUUGCUCAGGCUUGCAAGUGGGUGGGAUUCAUUCUCCUGGCUUUAAAGGCAGUGAGAAUCUGAGCUGUCAGGCUCUGAUGAACGCUGAUGGAUUGUAUUUGGUGUCGUACUAUGCCUUGCUCCUCAACCUGAAGCUGAGCACCUGUGGCUACUACCAAAGGAAACCUGCUGCUCCUGUUGUCACUCUGAAAGAUUUUGUGCAUCAGAUCCAGAGCAGUGGUGUUCUUGUGGUGCUCUCUCAAGCCUGGAUCGAGGAACUGUACCACCAAGUGCUGGAGAGGAACCUGCUCGGGGAGGCUGGAUACUGGGAGUCCACUGAGGAGCACUCACUUCCUCUUAUCACCAUGCUGACAGAUAUUGAUGGACUUGGCAGCAGUGCUAUAGGAGGUCAGCUGAUCAGAAGAGCGUCCUCACAGUCGUCUUUUACGGGUGAUAAAAAGACAAUAGCGCCGUGUAUAGUGUUUGCACGGUACAUCCUGAUUGGCUGCUGGAAGAAUUUGAUCGACACUCUGUCUACUCCUCUAACGGGGCGCAUGGCGGGCAGCUCGCGGGCUCUGGCCUUCAUCCUGGGUGCAGAAGGGGUUAAAGUGCAGAACCAGAUGGAGAGAGAAACCAUCUGCCUCAGUCUUGAUGGCCUACGCAAGGCUGCAGCACUCAGCUGUGUUCUGGGCGUGGCUGCCAACUGUGCCUCAGCUGUAGCUCAGAUGGCAGCAGCUUCCUGUGUUCCAGAAGAAAAAGUGGAGAAGGAUCAGGCUGAAGCUGGAGAUGCGAUCACUCAAGUGAAACACAGAAUGGAGCAGAAACUGGAGCAGAUGGGUCGGGGUCAGGGAGUGAAGCUGCACACUGCUCACAUGCUCUGCAUGGACGCCAUCCUCAACGUGGGUCUGGAGAUGGGCAGCCAUAAUCAUGAUUGUUGGCCGCACGUCUUCAGAGUGGUGGAGUACGUGAGCUCGCUGGAGCACAGUCACUUCAGCGAUGGGAGUUCACAGCCUGCUAUGACUAUCACCCAGACUCCGCAGGCUUCGUUGGUGGUGGGAAAUCCGGACCUGAGCGGGGAGUCUGUCUCUGAGCUGGAGCUGAGCCUCAGCCAUCCUGUCAUCCAGCCCACAUCCAUUCAGGAGCUGUUGCGUGAAAAGAGCAACACUAAAGGUUUCGACCUGCGUGGUGGAAGUCUCCUGUCAGGCAACAGUGCUGCUAAAGUGGUCUGCACACUCUCCACGCAGGCGGACAGACUGUUUGAAGAUGCAGUAAAUAAACUCAACCUGGUGGGUCUGGUGGGUUUCCUGCACCAGCUGAGGAAAGCCUCACAAUCGCAGCUUUUCAACUCGGUCACAGAAACCGGGGAUUACUCCUUAGCCAUGCCGGGAGAGGCUAAGUCAACACAGGACAAGCGCAGUGCUCUCCACCUCUUCAGACUGGGUGAGGCCAUGCUUCAUAUUGUACGGAGUAAGAGCCGGCCACUUCUGCACAUGAUGAGAGCCUGGAGUGUGGUGGCACCUCAUCUGGUUGAGGCUGCAUGCCAUAAAGAACGGCACGUAUCCCAGAAGGCCGUGUCAUUCAUCCAUGACGUGUUGUUGGAGGUGCUGAGCAGCUGGGCUGAACUUCCUCACUUCCACUUCAACGAGGCGCUUUUCCGGCCCUUUGAGCACAUCAUGCAGCUGGAGCUCUGUGACGAGGAUGUACAGGACCAGGUGAUCACAUCCAUUGGGGAGCUGGUGGAGUUGUGCUCUCCUCAGAUUCAGUCAGGCUGGAGGCCACUCUUCAGUGCUCUACGCACUGUGCAUGGAAGCAAGAACGACAUGAAGGACUAUCUGAUUGGAGAAUACUCUAUGGGCAAAUCCCACGCACCCGUCUUUGACGUAUUUGAGGCCUUUAUCAACACGGACAACAUUCAGGUUUUCGCCAAUGCAGCAACUGAUUACAUCAUGUGCCUUAUGAAGUUUGUGAAGGGCCUGGGAGAAGUGGAUUAUAAGGAGAUUGGAGAUUGUGUACAUGCGAACGGAUACAGCUCUACAGACCUGUGUCUUCCUGCUCUGGAUUAUCUAAGGAAGUGCUCACAGCUUCUUGCCAAAAUCUACAAAAUGCCUUCAAAGCCAGUGUUCCUGGGCGCACGGCUCGCCAGCCUGCCCAUGAGAGCUCAGGAGCGCUCGGUGAGCAGCGAGGAUGGUAUGGAUAGCGUUCUAGCCGAGUUCGAUGAUGACACAGGUCUGAUCCAGGUGUGGAUCCUGCUGUUGGAGCAGCUCACUGCAGCCGUAUCUAACUGCCCUCGUCAGCACCAGCCACCCACACUGGAGCUGCUGUUCGAACUCCUCCGAGAAGUCACGAAAACACCAGGCCCAGGGUUUGCCCUUUUCUCAGUCAUCCAGCUUCUUCUUCCUGUCAUGUCACUGUGGCUCCAGAGGAGUCAUGGAGAUUAUUCGUACUGGGAUAUCGCAGCUGCAAACUUCAAGCACGCCAUCGGGCUGUCGUGCGAGCUGGUGGUGGAGCACGUUCAAAGUUUUAUUCAUUCGGAUAUGGGCUACGAGAAUCUUAUAAACCUGAUGCUGAAGGACUUAUUUAAGCUGCUGGUGGCUUGUGUGGCUGAACCUGCAGAAACCAUCUCCAGAGUCGGCUGUUCCUGUAUCAGGUAUGUUCUGGUGACGGCAGGACCCGUGUUUUCCGAGGAGAUGUGGAGGCUGGCAUGCUGUGCCCUGCAAGAUGCUUUCACAGCUACACUUGAACCUGUCAAGAAUCUGCUUGCUUGUUUCCGGAGUGGUUCCGAUACGUUCACGGGGGACGCGUGUGAGGUGAAAGUAGCCGCCCCGACCCACUCAGCUUCUGCCGAGGCGGAGUACUGGAGGAUCCGGGCCAUGGCCCAGCAGGUCUUCAUGCUGGACACUCAGUGCUCUCCGAAGACUCCCAACAGUAAGGAAGGAUUUGAGCAUGCUCAGUCAUGUGUGCUCAUUAUUGAACUUCCUGCAGACCAGCAGUCCAACGGGCAUGUUCAGAAGAGGAUUCCAUUCAGAACGAUUGUGGUGAGCUUGCUGUCCCACCAGGUUCUCCUGCAGAACCUCUAUGAUAUACUGCUGGAGGAGUUUGUAAAGGGUUCCAGCAGCUCCGAGAGCCAGGAUCGCUUAACGCCCGUGUUGGAGCCUAAAGCCUCCGGUUUACGCUACAUCUCCAUGCAAAAUCUGGCCAUUAUUUUGGACCUUCUGCUCGACUCGUACCGCACGGCGCGGGACUUCGACACACGUCCCGGUCUGAAAUAUCUACUCAUGAAAGUGUCGGGGGUGUGCGGGGCCGCUAACCUGUACCGCCAAUCCGCAAUGAGCUUCAAUAUCUACUUCCAGGCUCUGUUGUGUGCCAUGCUGACUAACCAGGAGCAGAUCACUGUGGAACAGGUAAAGAAGAUCCUCAGUGAGGAAGAAGACGACGAGGGGGAAGGCAGCUCCGAUUCGUCACAAGGCUGCUCGUCCGAGGACGAGGACAUGUUCGAGGAGACGGCACGUGUGAGUCCACCACGCCGGUGGCGUACGCGCCUUCCUGCCCUGAGCAUCCAACCUGCCGGUGGUGCGGACUGGGCGUGGCUGCUCAAACGCAUGCACAAGCUCUGCAUGGACCUCUGCACCAACUACAUUCAGAUGCACAUCGACCUGGAAAGCAGUACCGAGGAACCGCUUCCCACCACCCGUCCUGACAGCAUGUUCUUUCUGCCGCUCUUCCCGUCUGAGAACUCCACCCCAUCCACAGGCGGCCAUUCGGGACGCGGGACGCCCUUAGAGGACAACCCUCGCCUUCACGUACCCCGUACGCCCUCCUCCUCCUCGGAGGACGAGGAGAGGAGGAGGAAGAAGGAGUGGUGGGAGUGCGCCAGCAACAAGCUGUACACCAUCGCCACGGACAAGACCAUCGCCAAGCUUAUGAUGGAAUACAAGAAGCGCAAGCAGCAGCAGCAGCAGCAGCAGAACCACGGCUCGAUGACGAAGAAGGCUGGAGAGAGGAUGACCCCAGAAUCGCCUGGACCACAAAGACCUCAGCAACUCCUCGAUCAGAGGACCAUGAGGCACUCUUUCAGCGCCGGACCAGAACUACUACGUCAGGACAAGAGGCCACGCUCGGGUUCCACCGCCAGCUCGCAAAACAUCAGCCUCCGAGACUCUGAGGCGCAGAUACAAGCAUGGACCAACAUGGUCCUCACCAUCCUGAACCAAAUCCAGCUGUUGCCAGACGCCACCUUCGUGGCCUUGCAGCCGGCCAUGUUCCCCUGCAUUAGUCAGCUGACGUGUCACGUGACUGACCUGCGCGUUCGCCAAGCCGUGCGAGAGUGGCUGGGACGCGUAGGACGCGUUUACGACAUUAUCCUGUGAAGGAACAUCUCACUGCUUCGACAUCUUCGUGAGCCGAUCUCAUUUAUUUUCAUUUUAGGGACUGGGAUACGGAGGUUUUUUGUUUUGUUUUGUUUUUUUGUAUGCAAACGUAUUUAUGGUUGUAUUUUGUGCUCCCGGUGUUCCGUAAACAUCUAUAAAUGCUUUGCAAGACA